Messenger RNA from Ceutorhynchus assimilis (cabbage seed weevil), 1591 nucleotides. The record is from the annotation of a GenBank genome assembly. Lineage: Eukaryota; Metazoa; Arthropoda; Insecta; Coleoptera; Curculionidae.
AUCUUUUAGUUUAAUAGUUUUCGAGAGUAAACACGCCAAAAUGUUUUCCUACAACACAAUAAUCGCGUUUAUAGUGAUUUUAAUAAACACCAUUUCUCACAGUGAAAAUUCAACAAUUUUAUUCAAUUCCGGUUGGUAUAAGACAAAAAAGAAAAGCGACAAAACCCUAGUGCACAACGUAACAAGCAUUGGACCCAAUUCGUUUGACUACAAAGCCUCCUAUUUGAAAAUCAGCAGUGUGAUAUCAAUAUUACCCAAAUCAUCAAUCCACGACUUAAUCAACCUACAAGACCUCAUAAUAUCGUCAUCAGGAAUUAUCAACAUCGAAGCGGGAGUUUUCGAAAACGUGCCUAAACUAUCAAAAGUCAACCUCAAAGAAAACGGAAUCCAGCAAAUCAGAUACGGAGUUUUCAACGGAUUAAAUUUGACGAUGCUGUUUUUGAACAAAAACGAAAUUAGUUUCAUAGACGGUGGGGCGUUUGACGACAUGCCCAAAUUAACCAAAAUCAAAUUGAAUUUCAAUCAAAUAUCUACGUGGGAUUGUAAAUGGUUCAAACGAACUCCCGCUCUUAAUGUUGUUUCGAUACGUCGAAACUCGAUAAAAGAAAUUCCUGAUGGGGCUUUCAAAAACUUAAACAAUGAAGAUUUGAAAUUAUUUUUAAGUAAAAAUAAUAUUGUUGAAAUUCAUCCAAGUGCCUUUAGUGGAAUCAAACGAAUAAGCCAAUUGUAUUUGGAUAGGAACAAAUUAACCCAAUUGGAUGAUAAAGUUUUCGAUAAAAUCGAACACAUUCAUACGUUGAGCUUGGCCAGGAAUAACUUGACCGAAAUCCCUAAGAAGUUGUUGAAAACUGUGAAAUAUAUGCGUUAUCUGGAUCUUACAGCCAACCACAGGCUACAAUGUGUACCGAUAGAGGUUGCCAGGAUUGUACAAACAAUCAAACUGGAAAACGUUCUUAGUUUGAAUUGUAGUUGUAUUGCAAGCUUGAGGAAUGUUACCCAUGUUAUUGGGGUUGGUAAUUUGUGCAAACAGUAGCAUAAUUGAAUUUUACAUUAAUGGAAUUAUGUCUUUAAUAUCAAUUGAAUUACUAAUUAUUUGAAUGUUUUCAUAAUAAUAUUGUAACUUUAUUAGUAGUGAAAAUUGUACAAUUAUAGUGGUUUUUAGUUUUCAAUUUCAUUGUACACUUUGCUUCUAUUAUGUCUUAAUUAUUGAGAAAAUCUGUGAUCUAGGAUAGAGGCUUUGAGGCAAAGUAUAUUAAAAGUUUACAGCGAUUAAGCUUAUCUAUAGAGAAAACAUUUGGAAUAAUUUGAGUAUCGUCUUCUUUAACCCAACUCUCUGUCUUAAUAUAUUAUGAAAUUCAUUAACUAAAGUUAGAAGUUAAUAUGAACAACACUCAUUGAUACCUGAAAAAAUCAUAAAAAUUCCUGUAAAAUCACCUUUGAAGGUUUCUGAAAUAUAGGUAAUAGGUAGGUACUGAAAUGAUAAAAUUUCUAUUUUUUUUUUUUGUGAUAAGAUUUUGCACUUAUAUGAUCAGUUGAGAAACCAUUAACACCAUACACUAAAAUAUUCUGAAAUUUGAAAUCUAUGAAAAAG